Molecule: messenger RNA, 3850 nt
Organism: Kogia breviceps (pygmy sperm whale)
Lineage: Eukaryota; Metazoa; Chordata; Mammalia; Artiodactyla; Physeteridae
Source: RefSeq, a predicted model, not a curated record
UGAGGGGGCCCAGAGGAAGGGCAGCUCAGUGUGGGGAAGACAGGGGACGGUGCUAGAGGAUUGAUGCCUAAACUGAGUUAUGAUGAAUGGGUAGGAAUUUGCCAGAAAAGGAGAGGGGAAAGGGUACUCCAGGCAGGGGAAGAGCAUUGGCAAAGUCACAGACAUGUGAUGUGUUCUGGGAACUAUAAAUUCUAGCAACCAGAAUGUAGGGGCAAGGAAGGAAGAGGUGAGAGACCAGGCUGGAGAGGUAAGUAAGGGCUGGAUCGUGCAGGACUGGAAACUGACUUUCUCUGGAGGGCAGUGGGGAGAGCCAUUACAGGGUCUCCCUGACAAACCUGCAAUUUUCUGAAAAAGUCAGCCCUCUCCAUGCCUUUGUCAGGAAAGGCAGGAGGUCCAGGUUUAGGCUGUGUGGAAAGAGCCCCCUUGGAGGGGCCAGAGGAAAAACAGAGGUUUGGUGAGUGUCCAGGGAGAGAAGCCCUUUGCGGGGAGGUCGGGGAGAGGGAGGAACCCUCUCAGGCUGCCAUGAGAAGGGGCUCCCCAAUGCAGGCCAGACGCAAGGAGGGUCAGGAGUGCUGAGGCAAAUGUCACUUGUGCCUUUUUUUUUUUUUUCCCUCUAAACAAACUAAACAAAGCAGCUGCGCCCGGUGGCCCCUCAGGAAGGCCAGUCAUUUCCUGAGGAGAUAUGAGGCCGCCCGAGCAUUGUUCCUGGUUUCCAGCAUGGCCGCCAUUACCUGACCAGCGCCACGGCCGGUCUGUCCGCGGCGCCUGGAGAAGCUCCCAAAGGGGUCUCUGCUUUUCACGGGGCAGGUUUCUCACCUCUGUCACGUGGGAAGUGUCUUCUGCCUCCGGGGCAUGGCGCAAAAGCAGAAGUAGCCGCCCGAAGCCUUCGCUCACUCUCAGGAUGCGGCUGGGGUGGGCCCAGGACGGCACGAUGUGGCUCCGAGCCCUGCUGACACUUCUCCUCUGUUCAAGCCUUGAGGGUCAAGAAAACCCUUUCACCAUCAACAGCAUCCACAUGCUGAUCCUGCCGAAGCAGGAGGUGCAAAACGGGGAGAACCUGACGCUGCAGUGCGUCGUGGAUGUCAGCACCACCUCGAGCGUCAAGCCUCAGCACCAGGUGCUGUUCUAUAAGGAUGACGUGCUGUUUCACAACGCCUCCUCCAUGGAGAACACAGAGAGUUAUUUUAUUCCCCAAGCCCGGGUCUAUGACGCAGGGAUAUAUAAAUGCACUGUGAUCCUGAACAACAAGGAGAAAACGACUGCGGAGUACCCGGUGUUGGUGAGAGGAGUGUCCGAUCCCAGGGUGACGCUGGACAAGAAGGAGGUCAUAGAAGGCGGGGUCGUGAUGGUCAACUGCUCUGUCCCGGAGGAAAAGGCUCCAAUACAUUUCACAGUUGAAAAAUUUGAACUAAAUGUAAAAGGCGUCAAGCAAAAAAGAGAAAAAACUUCCCAGAACCAGAAUUUUGUGACGCUGAAAUUCACAGUUGAGGAGCAAGACCAGGCUAUUUGGUUCCAAUGUCAAGCCAGGAUCGUUUCCGGGACCCACGUGGAGCCCUCUAGAUCCAUCAGGAGUGAACUGGUCACCGUGAGGGAAUCCUUCUCUAAUCCCAAGUUCCACAUCAGCCCCAAGGGAACGAUCAUAGAAGGGGAUGAUCUCCACAUCAAGUGCACCAUUCAAGUGACGCACCUGGCCCAGUCGUUCCCGGAAAUCAUAAUCCAGAAGGACAAGGCGAUUGUAGCCCACAGCAGGCACGGCAACGAGGCCGUGUACUCAGUGAUGGCCACGGUGGAGCACAACGGCAACUACACGUGCAAGGUGGAAGCCAGCCGCAUAUCCAAGGUCAGCAGCAUCGUGGUCAACAUAACAGAGCUGUUUUCCAAGCCAAAGUUGGAAUCUUCCGCCACACGUCUGGAUCAGGGGGAACGCCUGAACCUGUGGUGCUCCAUCCCAGGAGCGCCUCCAGCCAACUUCACCAUCCAGAAGGGAGGCACGGUUGUGUCGCAGGCUCAAAAUUUCACUAAGAUAGCCUCAGAGUGGGACAGUGGGACAUACAGCUGUGUCGCGAGCAUCGGCAAGGUGGUCAAGAGCAGCAACGCGGUCCAGAUAGCUGUGUGUGCCCCGGUGGAUGAAGUCAAGCUCUCUAUCCUGUUGAAUGAGGAGGUGGAGUCUGGGAAGCCCAUUGUGCUUCGAUGCUCCGUGAAUGAAGGAUCCAGUCCCAUCACAUACAAGUUUUACAAAGAAAAGGAGGGCAAACCCUUCUACCAAGUCACCUUGAAUGACACCCAGGCCAUUUGGCACAAGCCAAAGGCUAGCAAGGAACAGGAGGGACAGUAUUACUGCACAGCCUCCAACAGAGCCAAUCUCUCCAAAAAUGUCCUCCAAAGCAACACCCUGACGGUCAGAGUCUAUCUUGCCCCCUGGAAGAAAGGACUUAUUGCAGUGGUUGUCAUUGGAGUGAUCAUUACCACCUUGAUACUUGGGGCCAGAUGCUAUUUUCUGAAGAAAGCCAAGGCCAAGCAGAUGCCGGUGGAGAUGUCCAGGCCAGCAGCACCACUUCUGAACUCCAACAAUGAGAAGACGUUGUCAGAUCCCAGUACUGAAGCCAACAGGCAUUAUGGUUACAAUGAAGAUGUUGGAAAUCAUGCAAUGAAGCCAUUAAAUGAAAAUAAAGAGCCUCUGACCUUGGACGUGGAGUACACUGAAGUGGAAGUGACCGCCCCUGAGCCUCACAGAGGUCUGGGAACAAAGGGCACGGAGACGGUGUACAGUGAAAUCCGGAAAGCUGACCCCGAGUUCGUGGAAAACAGAUAUUCUAGAACGGAAGGCUCCCUUGAUGGAACUUAGGACUCCGAGAGCACACGCUCCUCCCUGGGAGGACACCCACAUUCUGAGAAGAGCAGAUGAUUCCUGUAUUCCAAGAGUUUUGUGCACUUAUUUAUGAACCUGCCCUGCUCCCACCGAACGUGGCAAUUCCUCAGGCCAAGUCACCAGUUCUUAAAUCCACCUUAACUACAUUUCUGUUGGGUAUAAAGGGCUAACGGAGGGGCUGGUUAAUUUCCCACACGGCCCGCCUCCCACCAAGCCAGAGCAUCCUCAGGAGUGGAGAGAAGCAGCAGAAGGUUCAGAGUACACUGGCCACUGAGAUAUUUUUGAAACUUGAAUAUUUUGUCUUGUACAGAGAUCAAGAACUUUUCCAAGUCCCCUCAUACACAGAAACCAGUUUCUGUUUUGUAGUCAAUCUCUCCUAGCGAAUGGCCUGACUUGGGGGCUAGUUUUUCUCUUUGCCUUCGGUCCUUCAAGGGUCUGUGGUUCUGGGCAGUGUUCCUUGUUCCUUGGAAGUACACAGCAUGGAGCAGACAGCUGCACCCUGUCCCCUCUACCACCUCACCUGCCACAGAUGGGAAAACAGAGCUGCUUUGGGAGCAAAACCCCUCGGAGAUGCCAACUGGAACAUGAGGUUCAUUCUGUGCAAUGCGCCAAAUAGAAAAUGAAGUUGGACAGAGCACAGAUAUUCUUAAGCUGGUUUUCUAUCCCCUCUCUUUCUUUUCCUCUACCAUGCUGAAGGCCGAGGGACAGGAAGAUGGUUGCCUCCAGCAAAUAUUUUUUUUUACUAGAAAAAUGAAAUGCCUAUUUUUCUUACUAAUUUUUUGUUAUUUAUUCCUUGCUAAAGGAAUGGUCUCCCGAGGUCUUCACAUGUUUCUGAUGGUGCCCUGAGUGGGUGGAUGAGGGGCUGCGGCCAUUCUGCGGGGGGAUCGCACUAGUGAGACCACCUCCCUUGUCCUCCUCACUGACACAGCUGCAGGGAUCCUGAGGGGUGUUGUAUUAAAUAAAUUUCAUCUUUACUCUUCA